Molecule: messenger RNA, 1478 nt
Organism: Salvia miltiorrhiza (redroot sage)
Lineage: Eukaryota; Viridiplantae; Streptophyta; Magnoliopsida; Lamiales; Lamiaceae
Product: mRNA-decapping enzyme-like protein
Exons: 8
Coding region: 176-1279 (367 amino acids)
Biological process (GO): positive regulation of catalytic activity; deadenylation-dependent decapping of nuclear-transcribed mRNA; deadenylation-independent decapping of nuclear-transcribed mRNA
Cellular component (GO): P-body
Molecular function (GO): enzyme activator activity; mRNA binding
Source: RefSeq, a predicted model, not a curated record
UGACUAAUAUGCCCCUAGGCCGAGUUAACAAAAAAAAGGCGAGCAAUCUGAAUAUAAGCGGCGAGUUGAGAUAAACUAUUCUCCACAAGAGUUUUGAGUUAGUUCUGCUGAAAAAAAUAAUUUAGGGCUCUCUCUCUCUACAGACGCAAGGAGGAGUGAGAUAGAGCCUGAAACGAUGUCGCAGAACGGGAAAUUGAUGCCCAAUCUCGACGAGAAGACCACCAAAGUCCUCAACCUGACGGUGCUGCAGCGGAUCGAUCCAUUCGUCGAGGAGAUUCUCAUCACCGCCGCCCACGUCACCUUCUACGAAUUUAACAUCGACACUAGCCAAUGGAGUCGGAAGGAUGUGGAAGGUUCGCUUUUUGUCGUGAAAAGGAAUACCCAGCCAAGGUUCCAGUUUAUAGUAAUGAACAGACGGAAUACUGAUAAUCUAGUGGAGAAUCUCUUGGGAGAUUUCGAGUAUGAAGUCCAGGUUCCGUAUCUUUUGUAUCGAAAUGCUUCCCAAGAAGUAAAUGGAAUAUGGUUUUACAAUGCACGUGAAUGUGAAGAGGUUGCAAAUCUAUUUAGCAGGAUACUUAAUGCAUAUUCCAAGGUGCCUACAAAGUCCAAAGUAUCUUCUGUGAAAAGUGAAUUCGAAGAACUAGAAGCAGUUCCAACACUCGCUGUAAUGGAUGGUCCCUUAGAGCCAACAUCUUCUAUUGCUAAUGCAACAGAGGUUUCUGAUGAUCCUUCUUUUAUAAACUUCUUCAGUAAUGCUAUGAACAUAGGAGCUGCUCCAAAUACAGCAAUUUCUGGACAGCCUUUCAACCCCUCUGCAACUGUUAUUCCUUCAUCCAUUCCACAGAAUGUUUCUCUGCCCACUUUGACAACUGCUCAGCCACCAUCUAAUUUAUCUGCUUCUACACCUAUAAUGUCUAUUCUUGAGAAUACAGAACGUACUACAACACAGCGUUCAGCUGAUCUGGUGAAACCAUCGACAUUUUUCAGCCCUCCUCCCACCUCUGCUGGACUGGUUAUACCUCCCGUGUCAUCAGCAAUGCCAACUGCACCUCCAUUGAAUCCUCCAGGAAAUCUACAGAGACCUUAUGGUGCACCAUUACUCCAGCCAUUUCCGCCACCAACACCCCCACCAUCACUCACUCCAACUGCUCCUACACCAAAUUAUGGGCCACCUGUCAGCAGAGAAAAAGUUCGGGAUGCACUUCAAUUGCUUGUUCAGGACAAUCAAUUCAUCGACAUGGUCUACCGAGCAAUGCUUAGUGCAAACCAACAAUCGUGAUAAGUCCGGAGGUUGCUGCUCGAGUUUCCAUUUCCUGCCUCAACUCUCAGUAGGAGGAAAAUGUAUAAGUCGCUGUUCAUUAUGUAGUUUUGCUAAGAACCAUAAAUGUUCCUAUGCAGUCCUUGUAUAGAGUUUGCAUUAAUUCAUAGUUGGUUUUACAUUUUGCCAUUUCCUUGAUAUAUAUCAUCUCGUUUCCACA